Messenger RNA from Sphenostylis stenocarpa, 1911 nucleotides. The record is from the annotation of a GenBank genome assembly. NCBI's taxonomy places the organism in Eukaryota, Viridiplantae, Streptophyta, Magnoliopsida, Fabales, Fabaceae.
AUGGCAAUGCCAUCGGGAAACACGGUCAUGCCGGACAAAUUGCAGUUUUCUGUUGGCGGUGGUGCCGCAGGUGGCGGUAGUGAGAUCCACUAUCGCCACCAGCAGUGGUUUGUGGACGAGAGGGAUAGUUUAAUCGGUUGGCUUCGCAGCGAAUUCGCGGCUGCGAAUGCCAUCAUAGACUCCUUGUGCCACCAUUUGCGUGUUGUUGGUGAGCCUGGGGAGUAUGACAUGGUUGUUGGGGCAAUUCAGCAGAGGAGGUAUAAUUGGACGCAGGUGCUGCUUAUGCAGCAGUACUUUUCUGUGUCUGAAGUUGUGUAUGCACUGCAGCAGGUAGCCUGGAGGAGGCAGCAGAGGUUUGUGGAUCCGGCGAAGGCCGGCUCCAAGGAGUUUAGGAAAUUCGGUUCGGGGUUUAGGCAAGGGCAGCACAGGAAUGAGGCUUCGAAGGAAGGUUAUAAUUCUAGGAAUGAAGCUGCCAAGGAAGGUUAUAAUUCUAGUGUAGAGUCUUUUGGUCGCGAGGUGAACGCCGUGGUUGGUGCUGGAGGUGUGGAAAAAGGGACUCGUGUGAUUGAUAAGAAUGGUGAACUUAACUCUGAUGGCAAGGUUGGGACCAUGGAUAACAAUAAUAUAGCAUCUCCUGAGGAGAGGAAAGAUACUAUUACAAAUCAUCACUCUGAUGUGAUUUUGAAUGACUCUGGGAACUCUCAAGGAUCUCUGUCUAGCUCAGAAUGUGAAGCUGUGGGUGUAAAUGAAGAAUGUCUAUCAAAUUCUAAAGGGAAUGAUUCUCAUUCUUCGCAAAAUCAACAUCCGAGUCAGAAUGCUUCUACCAUGGGAAAAACUUUUAUUGGCAACGAGAUGUUUGAUGGGAAGAUGGUGAACGUGGUUGAUGGACUGAAGUUGUAUGAAGGUUUAGUUGAUAUUACUGAAGUUUCAAAACUUGUUUCCUUGGUCAAUGAUCUGAGGGUUGCUGGUAAAAGAGGACAAUUUCAAGGAAGUCAAACAUUUGUGGUAUCAAAGAGGCCCAUAAAAGGACGUGGGAGGGAAAUGAUUCAGUUGGGUGUUCCCAUUGCUGAUGCACCACCAGAUGUGGACAAUAAAGUAGAAUCUAUGCCUUCUUUGUUCCAAGGUAUUAUUGACCGCUUGGCUGCCUCGCAAGUUAUGACUGUGAAGCCUGAUGCUUGCAUUGUGGAUUUCUUUAAUGAGAUACUGGAGAGGCACUUCAAGUCCCUUCUGGUGAUGCAAGGGAAAUCAACUGAUUUAGCCAAACAUGCACUUCCUUCUAUUCACAAACAACGCAUACUUGUGACCUUCACAAAGUCCCAACCAAAAAGUUCUCUACCAAAUGAUUCUCAACGAUUUAGUCCGCCGGUGGCAUCUCAUUGGGCACCACCACAGAGCCUAUCUCCCAAUCACAUGCGCUUGGGCCCGAAGCAUUAUCCCACUGUUCCAGCAACCGGAGUACUGCCAGCUCCAUCCAUACGAGCACCUCCAAAUGGUAUGCAGCCAUUAUUUGUGCCAGCGCCAGUUGCACCUCCCAUUUCAUUUCCUACACCUGUGCCAAUCCCACCUGGUUCAACUGGAUGGGCCUCGGCUCCUCAGAGGCAUCCACCUCCUCGAAUGCCUGUUCCCGGCACAGGGGUCUUCCUCCCUCCACCUGGCUCAGGUACUACUUCAUCUCAACACUUAUCAGGUAGCAUACCUGAAGUGAACCCUAGCAUGGAAAGUUCGACCUUGUCGGGAAAGGAAAGUGUGAAAUCAAAUCAUAACACCACAAAUUCUUCCCCAAAAGGUAAAAUGGAGGGAACUGUGCUAGGGGGGCAAGAAUGCAAUGGAAAUGCACAUGGAACUGAAGGUGAACAAGAUGUAGUAGGGAAAGAGCACGAAAGCAAUGACACGACGGAUGCAAGCCAUUGA